AUGUCGCUCCUGUCGCCUGACCCAAGUCGACGAGGUGCGAACUGGCACGUGACCGAAAAUGGCUGCCAGAGAUGCAACGGCGUCCGGGGCGCCACCCAAGGUCUAAUCCAGGGGCGCCACCCAAGGUCUAUCCAGGGGCGCCACCCAAGGUCUAAUCCAGGGCGCACCCAAGGUCUAAUCCAGGGGCGCCACCCAAGGUCUAAAUCCAGGGGCGCCACCAAGGUCUAUCAGGGGCGCCAACCAGGUCUAAUCCAGGGGCGCCACCCAAGGUCUAAUCCAGGGCGCCACCCAAGGUCUAAUCCAGGGCGCCACCCAAGUCUAAUCCAGGGGCGCCACCCAAGGUCUAAUCCAGGGGCGCCACCAAGGGCGCCACCCAAGGUCAUCCAGGGGCGCCACCAAGGUCUAAUCCAGGGGCGCCACCCAAGGUCUAAUCCAGGGCGCCACCCAAGUCUAAUCCAGGGGCGCCACCCAAGGUCUAAUCCAGGGCGCCACCAAGGUCUAAUCCAGGGGCGCCACCCAAGGUCUAAUCCAGGGCGCCACCCAAGGUCUAAUCAGGGGCGCCACCCAAGGUCUAAUCCAGGGGCGCCACCCAAGGUCAAUCCAGGGGCGCCACCCAAGUCUUAA
Molecule: messenger RNA, 624 nt
Organism: Penaeus vannamei (Pacific white shrimp)
Lineage: Eukaryota; Metazoa; Arthropoda; Malacostraca; Decapoda; Penaeidae
Source: RefSeq, a predicted model, not a curated record